This is a messenger RNA of Suillus discolor, 1065 nucleotides long. RefSeq lists its product as uncharacterized. Bases 1 to 1065 code for a protein of 354 amino acids. The transcript has 8 exons. The record is from RefSeq and is a predicted model, not a curated record. NCBI's taxonomy places the organism in Eukaryota, Fungi, Basidiomycota, Agaricomycetes, Boletales, Suillaceae.
AUGAUUGAUUUUCAUUGGUCGAGCCCGGUAUUACGCCAAGUAUGUUUAACCUUUUCAUUAAUUCAUCCAGCCCUCGAGUUUUAUCACACUGUUGUACGAUUGACUGACAAUACAGGCAUUCACACACCAAAGGAUCGCUACGAGUCACUUCUACGCAUGAUGCGAGAGUGGCACUUUUUGAAGCAAAUCAAAUGGUCUGGCCAGGGCCAUCAUCCUGGAACUAUUGCUGCCACGCAACCUGGUGCAUGUGCGGUGAUGUGUCCAGCCUGCCCCCAUCCAGGAAAGAAUUUACCUGAUGAUUGGGCAAGUGUUCCGCCUGAGUCAAAAUUCUUAUAUGCACUGUUCCUUGCAAUUGACGCCAAUUUUCGACUUGCUCGGCGCAAUGUUUCUUCAGACGCUAUCAAUCCUGGACUCAACCAUGGCUAUGCGUUUUUCAUGGAGGAAACAGCAUACAAAUCUUUCUUGAAUUCACACGAACGAACAAGGAGUACAUGUUCAAGUCACAAUGCAGUCAACCUGGCUGAUACGAAGGCGUCCCGCGGUCUUGCAGCAACAGGCACAGGUACAAUAGAUUGCGCGCGACAUAACUUCAAGCGGCCGAAUUUGGUUGGUGACCUACAAAAAGGUGAAAGGUAUGUCAAUAUGGAUUACAUGUUCUUUUCGAGCAUGCAAUCGGCAUCUACACUUCAAGUUAUCAAUAUUUCCUACGACAUCACGUGUCAAUGGAGCAAGAACCUGUGGACACGCAUGUCCACAUUCCCUCAGCAGUACCACCUGGAUCACAACACGAAAACCAUCACUUUUCUGGUCCCUAAGUUCCAUCUUCCCGCACAUGUCUUGAGCUGUCAGACGAUGUACUCGUUCAACUUCAUCAAGGGGGUCGGGAGAACAGACAGCGAAGUGCCAGAACAUGGAUGGGCCGACAUUAAUCCUGUUGCAACUAGCACUCAUGAGAUGGGUCCUGGCUCAAGGCACGACACUCUUGACGACCAUUUCAAUGACUGGAACUGGAAAAAAGUAUGCUUGAUGGGGCUCGAACUUGAAGAUCAACAGUAUGUCAAUUAA